Haliotis rufescens (red abalone) is the source of this 5359-nucleotide messenger RNA. Its product is annotated as low-density lipoprotein receptor-related protein 2-like. The transcript has 12 exons. Bases 99 to 1907 code for a protein of 602 amino acids. Lineage: Eukaryota; Metazoa; Mollusca; Gastropoda; Lepetellida; Haliotidae. The record is from RefSeq and is a predicted model, not a curated record.
UUGGUUCCGCCUGUGUCGUCACAUAUAUUCAGCUUCCUGUUUCGGACAUGAUAGCCAGAUGAAGUUGGCCAGUGUAACUGGCAGUCAGCAUAAGCAGGAUGUACGGCUCUCGCGGAUGGUGCCUCAUCGCCAUGGUCUGUGUCGUUAGCGGCAUAGAAGAUGUGAUGGUAUUUGUGACAGACAAGUCCAAAGAAGUAGCUGGUCAAAUUCACCGUAUCAACGUGACGUCAUCAGCCGUCUCUACACUUCCAUUGUUUAAAGUUAUUAGGCCUGUCGCUAUUGGGUAUGACAGCUUGACGGAAAAUAUCUACUGGAGUGACGUCAUGUCUAAAGAAAUCCGGUCAGCCAAAUUUGAUGGCUCCAAAGAGGCAACACUGUUGGAUCUCGAUACAAAUGCUGUCCCAGAUGGUUUAACCAUGGAUACAUCAAAUCGCAGACUUUUCUACACUGAUGCUGGAAACCGCAUCAUUUGGGGUGUCGACUUAGAUGGUCGCCACGCAAGUGAAGAAAUAAUUAACAAGGGCCUUGAAAAUCCUAGAGCUAUAAUUGCAUACCCCUCAAAGAGACUCCUGAUAUGGACCGACUGGGCGGUUUGGGCUAAGAUAGAACGGUGCAAUUAUGAUGGCAACGAUCGCAAGACACUUGUUAACACCGACAUCGAAUGGCCAAAUGGGAUCACUCUUGAUGAAAAAAGCGACACAGUGUACUGGUGUGAUGCGGAGAAACACCGUAUCGAUUCAGUCAAACUUGAUGGUACAAACAGGAAGCAGAUCCUUGAUGAACCAGGCACUCAUUACUUUGGUCUGUUCUUCUUUGAGGAAACACUGUACUUAACGGACUGGAAGACUAAUGCUGUACGAGCAAUAUAUCUCAAUGGAACUGAGAAGAUGAGGAUUUCUGCCGGAGGCUUCAAGCAACUCACUGGCAUUUAUGUCACCAAAUUGUCGCGGUGCUCCCCACACACAUAUGGAGAAAACUGUGACACUCAGUGUGGCGAGUGUGUGGAUGGUGUCGCGUGUACCAGGACGACAGGGUUGUGUACUGAGGGCUGCAAACAAGGCUAUUACCACGGAAGUACAGAUGAGGCUCCGGUGUACAACUUCUCCAUGUGUAACAAGCAAUGUGGUCAUUGCCAGACCGGCUCCUGUCAUUACCUGUCUGGAGAGUGUCCUUACGGCUGCGAGAAAGGAUGGAGUGGUCAGAAAUGCGAUACAGAAACUAUGGUAACACAGGAAACCAGUACAUCGACGUCCUAUAUAUCAGCGACUACUCCGCUCCGCUCAAGUCAAGUCGACAAUGUAACCACUACGUGUGGUAAGGUGGGUUACUAUGGCGACGGAUGCAAGUACAGGUGUGGUGCGUGUGCUGACAAUGCUACCUGCCACGGCCAAACUGGGGACUGUCCACAACACUGUGCUUGCGGAUGGGAGGGCAGCAAAUGUAACGAGAGACGAAAAGACCUCCAACGAAAUUGCCGUCAAGUGAUGAAAGCCGUGGCUAGCAAAGUUACUUCAAAGGCCACAGAAAAGAUUGGUGAUGCAAUGGCAGGGAUGAUUGCUGUAACAGUGGCAUUGUUGAUUGUGAUUAUAGUAUUGAUUGCAUAUAUCAUGAGGUCUCGACAACUUAAAGAAAGGCAAUACGACAAUCUGCAGUUCAACAAUUCAAGUGGUACCGCAAGCAUCGCCGAAGAAAACCCUGUGUACUCUUUAGUCAGUGAGGCACCAUGUGGACCAGAACAGGAGACAAACACCAAUUCGCAGCUUAAUUCCCAGCCCGAUGUUCUCCCAGGAAGCGACAAACGCUGUUACGCAGACAGCGAUGAUGAGGAAGAUGAGGAAGAUGAGGCUCCAGACAAAUCAAGCGACCCUGCAUACGCAUCACUGCAGUUCGGGAUCGGGAACGAAUGAAAGAAGACUUCAAAUUGAAAAUUUCGCGCUCGCUGUUUUCUGAAUUGUGAUCUCGUGUCGUAGUGCUUUGAGAUUGAGUUGGGUUUAACGCUGCUAGUAACACUAUUCCAGUUAUAUCACGGCGUGUCAGCUUAACGUGGGAGGAAAACCCGAGGUGAUGCAGGUCUAAGACGUUUACCACUUUGGUGAAAACCACGAAUACGGGUCUGGUGCUUGCAAAUCAAAAAACCAAGAUUCUAACCCACAAUUGUAGGUUUUCGGCGUGUCCAAAAUGCUGCGCCUCAAACUACUGGGUCAUCGUGCCUCAUAAGCCUUCUGUAGUGAAUUGAAUUCUAGUGUACAGUGACUUGUGAAUUUCACAUAAAAUUUUAAGGGAUAUAGCGCCAUAUAGUUCUUUAAAAACUUGAAAAUGUCAUAAAUGUAAACAAUUUGUAUAAACUUUGACUUUGACUUUUUACACAGAAUAUCUGAAGAUAAUUAGUGUCCUCAUUUAUUUUUCAUCUUAAUUGGGAUAAAGAUUUAAUUAAUAAUGUACAUCUUUGUAUACAUCUGACCAACUGUUUUUUUGUCACAUUAUAUUAUUUACAUAAGUUAAAACCAUUGUUUUAUAUGUACAAGAAUAUUCGGACCCGUGCAAAUCCGGGUUAGAAUUGUUCUUCAGCAACCCAGGCUUGUCCUGUAAGGCGACAGACGGGAUAGGGUGAUCAGGUUCGCUGACUUGGUUGAUACAUGUCAUCGUUUCUCGUUUGUGUAGAACGAUGCUCAUGAUGUCAAUCACUGGAUUAUCUGGUACAGAUUCAAUUACUUACAGACCGCCGUCAUAUAACUGGAUCACUGCAGAUAGCGGUGUCAAACAACAAAAAAGCAAAUCGGAAAUGUUUAAUAGAAAGUAGUUUUCUACUAUUUAUUUGCAAUUUGUAAUGCCAAUCCAAAUUUAAGAAAAUAGUACAGAAUAUAAUUCUAUUCUCUGUGGAUAUGUAACGCAUGUUCAGUUCGUAGUUAUUUGUUCAUAUUUAAAUUGUUGGGUUUUGAAUACGUUCAGACCUCCGAACUAAAUUCUUCGAAAUAAUCCACUCAACGUUAUAACUGAAUUCGCCUAUACAGUAGUUUCUCAAGCUUCCAUGUCUUAUAUCUUAUAUCCGACAUUUGAAGUUACGUUUGAGAAAUGUUAUACUCUGUUUACUUUACGAACCCACAAAAAGACACAGCUGCUGUUGAUAAUAUAUCAUUGCCAGUAAUAAGAAAUAAUACGUCGUGCCCUGAUAACACUUCAGUAGGAAUUUGUGACAGCAUAUCCAAGGUUCCAUUAUCUAAACUAUGCAUGGCAUGUUUUCUCACCAAGUGCCAUGUUGCAGAGUUCAUGUAGAAAUAUGGCUACGCUAAUUAAUACAUUUUUCGGUAUGCAUAUUUGAGGUAUGCAUAUAUUUAUCUAUGUGAUUCAGUAUUACAAAGUAACUGUGAUGCCAAUUGUAUCAUGUACAUAGUCACGAUUGUAUAUUAAUCAAAAGCCCUUCACUUUUGGAAUAAACUAGGAAUUGCCUACCAGGACAUUAUAUUUUAUGUUCCUUUUGCAAAAUAUGCACCCCUACCGUUAUAAUUGACAUUUAGUAUUAACUCUUCUAUAUUAAUGAAAAUGUAGUUUUACGCAAAUGCGUUUUUCUAUUUUUCUAUGGCAGUGCUCGACUCUGCUUUAUGCAUAGAUUUCUAUUGGCUAUGGAAAGGGCUUUGUCGCUUUGUUAUUAGCAGUUUUACACAAAUGUAUUGAUUCGAUGUUGAUUGCCUUUAAUAAUACUCUCAUAUAUCUUCCAGUGAUUAAUAGUCAGUGACUGAGUAUGGUUUUACGCCGCUUUUAGAAAUAUUCCAGCAAUAUAACGGCGGGGGACACUAAAAUGGGCUUCACACAUUGUACCCAUGUCGGGAAUCGAACCCGGGUCUUGUGACGAGCGAACGCUUUAAACACUAGGCUACCCGACCGCCCCUAGCUAACCCUAAUAUGCUUAUGAAAAUAAUCCAAUGUCUGUUACAAUACAUUGUUAAAUUUAAACUGUUUUUGCUACUUUUGUAGCAACAUGUAUUACGUAUAUUUGUGCCAACAUAGCUAUGCAUUUUGUACUACUCACGUUUGUCUUUUUCAUAUUGAUGUGCAAUUUUAGACCAAUGACCCCCAAAUAAUGCAAGUAGCUUCGAGGAGCACAACAUCAUGUAAAUAUAAUACCUCACUCAAACCAAAGCAUCUGCUUCGUUACAACGUUGUUUUUAUGGAGGAUGCUCUUGAAACAAUUUCCCUGCCUAGUCAUUCUGCUGAUUGCCCUGUGAAUGAAUCAUGUAAUGCAAGUUAGUAUUAUCUGGUAUUCAGCAAUAUAAUUCAGUGUCGAUCAUAAGAUUAAUGUCCCUCACGACUUAUUAUAGGACAUUUGUUAUUGUUGUUUUUAUUUAUGCUACAGACAUGUUUGAACAUUAUCAUAAUCUUAGGAUUUAAUCUACUUGUAUAGAAAUUCUUUAGUGUGUCAUAUAGAUGGUCCACACUAUCGUAUUCUCAGAAAAGCUGAGAUUAAAUUUGAAUCAGGAUGUCUUUCAAAUGUUAUUAAAUUAUGAUGUUUACUUACAUGUGUAUUACAACACUCAAUAUUGAUUUUAUGUGUUUACAAAAGUGCAAUGUAAAUAAUCUGGGGAGCAAACUAAAAUAAACCUACUUCUCCAUGGUAAAAUAUAAUUUGAUCUAAAACUUAAAAAAAAUAGAAAAAACAUUUUGCAUAGUACACAAAUGCUGAUGGGUAUCUUUUACAUUUUAUCCUUCGAAAUCACUACAUUUGUCUUUUUCGGCACAAAUUUACAACAUUUCAAACAUGGCAGGAGUCAUGUGAUUUCAAAUUCAUUUCUUACCGUAGUGGAACAGUUAGAACAAUUUCUUUACACACAAUUACCCAGCCACAGAAUAUUUAUUUACAAACUAUUGCAGGAAUGAGUAAUGGUUAAAUGGACGUACUCAAAUUUAAUUAAUUAUUUUUUUUGUUUCAAUUUUCAAUUUAAUAAAAAACAACCUCGUAUAACUUUCUUUUGCCCCUCAGUUUAUAUAACGUCAACGCCAAGAAUACCCUGUCUUGAUUAUCCACUAAAAACUUAUACCGGUGGAUGUAAAGGGAAAAAUAGAGGUGAAAAUGACAUGAAUGGAUCACUAAAAAUCAGUGAUGACACCGUUCUCUUGUGUACGGUGGCCCAUAAGGGACAUGGAGUCUGUUUGUAUGACAAAUUGUGCUAAUUUGCAAAAAGUUAUGAUAAAAGUAAGUGAAAUAUCAAAAUAUUGAAAAGCAGACUCCAUGUCCCUGAUGGGCCACCGUACUUGUGGUUUAAUAUGUACAUAAUGCGUCAAAAACACAAUGACGGAACUUUCAAUGAAAAACCAAUACUUCUCUGUACGUUACAUUUUCGGUAAUAAAUAUUUUUGUAUUGUU